This is a messenger RNA of Cynoglossus semilaevis (tongue sole), 1778 nucleotides long. It is a transcript of the gene herpud1, whose product is annotated as homocysteine-inducible, endoplasmic reticulum stress-inducible, ubiquitin-like domain member 1. Gene Ontology annotation, molecular function: transmembrane transporter binding. NCBI's taxonomy places the organism in Eukaryota, Metazoa, Chordata, Actinopteri, Pleuronectiformes, Cynoglossidae. Gene Ontology annotation, cellular component: endoplasmic reticulum membrane. Bases 63 to 1226 code for a protein of 387 amino acids. The transcript is spliced from 8 exons. The record is from RefSeq and is a predicted model, not a curated record. Gene Ontology annotation, biological process: endoplasmic reticulum calcium ion homeostasis; ubiquitin-dependent protein catabolic process; regulation of ERAD pathway.
GCGUUGAUCGGUUUAAAAAGAAGAAGAAGAGGAAGAAGAGGCAGCAGUAGAAGAAGAAAACGAUGGAGGCGGAAGAUCGUGAACGAAACAGCAUCAGUCUGAUCGUUAAAUCACCGAACCAGGCGCUGGAUCAGCAUAGACUGGACCAAGUGAACCUGAACUGGACCGUCAGGGACUUAAAGAUCCGUCUGUCCCGGGACUUUCCAACCAAACCGGAUGUGAAGGAGCAGAGACUGAUCUACAGGGGGAGACUGCUGCCUGAUCACCUGCUGCUCAGAGACACCAUCACACAGGGCGACUUUGUUCCCACAAUUCAUCUGGUCUGCCCCUUCAGGAAUGUGACAUGUGAACCACAGGGAACUAGAACUGAGUCGGAAGAUCCACAAAGGAACACGUCAGGGUCUGCCGAGGCUGAGCUGAGACUGAGGAGGAACGCCACCUCCUCCUCCUCCUCUCCCUCUUCCUCCACCUCUUCUUCACACUGGGGCAGUGCAGCUAACGAAGCUGAAAGGUCCACAGGCCCACAACUGGCUCCGCCCUCUUUUCCAAUCUACUCCCUGUACAGCGCUGAGCAGCAGUGGUGGCUGCAGCAUGUCUACGCUCAACAGUACUUCCUGCAUUAUCAGGCAGCCAUGGCCGCAGCGAACAUCGCCUCGGCCCCCGAGCAGCCUCCUGUCCCCGUGCCCGCCGUUGUACCAGUGGCUGCCCCAGUAGCCAAUCAGAACCACGUCCCCAACAUGCAGAAUGCAGUACAGGACGGGGCCCUGGUGGUGAGGGGAGGCGAACAGAACCUCCGUAUGAAUGCCCAGGGCGGACCCAUGAUGGAGGAGGAGGACGGAGAGGGACGUGAUUGGCUGGACUGGUUUUACUCUGGCACCAGAUUCGCUGUUCUGCUCGCUAUCAUUUACUUCAACUCCAACCUGACCCGCUUUCUGUUGGUGAUGAGCACGCUGCUGAUUAUGUACCUACACACGGUGGGAUGGUUUCCCUUCAGAAGACCUGGUCCGCAGAGACCUGAUCCUCUGCAACAGAAUCUCAUCAGGGCCCCAGAGGAAAACCAGAUGCAGGGGACGGAGCCUCCUCCACCUCCUGCUGCAGAAGACGAACCAAUGAGAGCAGUUCUAGUUCCUCCACACCAGACUUCAGCGAUGUGGACUGCCUGGGUUUUCUUCAAAACCUUCUUCUCUUCACUCAUUCCUGAGGCUCCUCAGGGUUUGGUCAACUGAGCAGCUCAGACCUGGACCUGAUCCUGCACCUGGACCUGAACCUGGGCCAUACAUGAAAGAGUUUAUAUCUGUUGAGGACAGAAAUCACACUCCAAACCAUGGACUCGACAUCACACAAGGGUGUUUCAGUUGUACAGUACCAGGACUAAACAGUAGAUGGCGGUAGCUAAGGAAGCCUAAGCAGAAAGCUGGAUCAAAAACAGACUUAAAAAAACUUGUAAUUUGUAAUUUUUUAAAAAAUGUAAAUUUCAAGAUGACUAAAUUAUUUUUGAUUUUUUUUUUUUACUCUCUAACAGGUCAACAAAAUGUUUUACUCUGAAUGUAUAAUAUGUGAUGAAAUGAUAGUUGGAUUUAAAAUAAUAAAAAGUAAACUACCAUGAAGCACUUUACAACUUCUGUAUCUAAUGUGAGUUACUUUUUUACAUCCCAUUUUAACAUAGAAAUUUGAUUUAUAUAAAAUUAACAACAAAAGUUUUUGUUGUUUCAAUAAAUAUUUUUAAUAUUUUAUUUCAUUUGGGUGCAAAAUAAACAUAAUAAAUGCAAUAAAACAUU